Mycena indigotica is the source of this 2316-nucleotide messenger RNA. RefSeq lists its product as uncharacterized. The transcript has 13 exons. The record is from RefSeq and is a predicted model, not a curated record. The coding region runs from base 1 to 2316 and encodes 771 amino acids. NCBI's taxonomy places the organism in Eukaryota, Fungi, Basidiomycota, Agaricomycetes, Agaricales, Mycenaceae.
AUGAGCUACGACCCUAUCCAAAGCAACCACGGCCACCAAUUUUACGGCCAGGAUGCAAAUCCAUCGUAUUAUCAGUCCACAGGCUUCAUCACCCCCGCCAAGCCCAUCAAGCGAACCAACAACUGGAAGAAAUUCGGUAUACCAGUUGCUCUUCUCGUCGUCGCUGGGGUUGUUGUCGGUGUUGUUCUAGGGCUAAGACAUCACAACCAAACAAGUUCUGCCUCAGGCUCCUCGUCCUCUUCUUCUGGCUCUGCGGCUGGCUCCGCUGGUGGGAGGGCAGUGCUCGCAACGGGAACGAACACGUGGUUUUUACCUGAAUAUCCUUCCACAACAAACACCGCUGCUUAUACCACUCCAACAUUGAAUGCUGCCUUGUCGAGCUGGCCCACAGACCCCUUCGCUCCCUCCAGUCCUUCAGUUCUUUCAGUCCGGCCAGAUCGGCCCCGCUUAAUCGCACCAGCCUACAAGUGGGCAGCUCUGCCAAACCUCGUUGCCAAGGAUCCAUACCUUUCUCUCUGGAACGCCACGAUCUUCGAGAACGCCACACAAUGGGAUGCGUUGCCCGCCGUUGUCUAUUUUAUGGAUGGCGACUCUGGUAUACUUGAUGUUGCGCGACAAGUAAAACAGCGCGUCAAAGCUUUCAGUUAUGUCUAUCGAAUGACCAACAACACUCACUGGGUCGAUCGAACUUGGGAAGAGCUGCAAAAUGCGGCUGGUAACGGCUCAAGCACCUGGACGUCAACCACCCCAGAUGACCUGUGGAACUCGGCGCAUUUCCUCGACACUGCUGAACUGUCUGCUGCUUACGGGAUCGCCUACGACUGGCUCUAUGAUUUAUGGUCCGCCGACCAGAAGGCAGCGAUCAGGUCCACCCUGGUUAAAUUUGGCCUUGGUCCUGGUGUUCAAGCUUACACAAAUAGCUCCGUUUUCACUGGCUGGUGGAGGGGAGGUGGGAAUGGAUUUGGCAACUGGAAUUGUGUUUGUAAUAACGGCUUGACGAUGGCUUCUCUCGCUAUUCUGGGCGACGACACGAGCGGGUUUGCGUCCCAACUGUUGGGAUUAACGGUUGAUAACGCCAAAGCAAAUUGUGCCUUCGCCGUUUCGUCAGAUGGAACAUGGUCCGAAACAGCCGACUACUGGUAUUUUGGGACGACAAGUCACGCAGAGAUGGUCUCUUCGCUUAUAUCAGCCACUGGCUCAGACUACGAUUUGCUCAAAGUCAACCCCAACUUCUACAAGACCGGUCUUUUCCACAUGUAUGGACAAGGCACAACCCAAUUGUUUGCCUGGGGAGACAACGGCCCGAACAAAUAUACCGCCACUGCCAACUCGCUGCUACUUUACGCUGACAAAUAUAACAUCCCUGAGUAUGCUCUCUACCAACGCGAUCAAUUUGACGCUGGCGAUCCAUGGAGCAUGUUCUGGUAUAAUCCACAAACGAGUGGCGCCUUUUGGGACAACAUGCCUCUGGACUAUGCUUUUGACAACAACACAGACCAAUGGAUGUCAAUGAGAAGUAGUUGGACUGAUCCAAAUGCGCUCUUCGUAGCGAUGAAGGCCGGCACACUAGUAGGACAUCAAACGCACAAUGACCUCGACGUUGGUGACUUUGUUCUUGAUGCCAUGGGCACACGAUGGGUAGGAGAACUCGGUGAUGGUGACUAUCGCUCACCGGACUAUUUCUCCAACGAUACCCAAGGGAGUGCACGAUGGAUGUACUACCGCAAGAUGACAGAGGGCCAGAACACGAUACUGAUAGGAGCGGCUAACCAGAAUGUGAAUGCUGCACCGAAGAUGACUUCUAAAUCAAGCAAUACAACACAAGGCUCGAGCACAGUCUUCACCCCCAGUAAGGAUUCGACCGCGUAUUUUGUCACCGAUAUGACCUCUGCCUAUUUAAAUGCCAAUUCCGUCAAACGAGGAAUUCGGCUGUUGAAUGGUCGCAAACAGGUGCUCUUACAAGACGAAGUCUCAUCUAACACAACCAUUAUGUGGCGAAUGCACACAAAUGCGACUGUUUCUGCAUCAGGAACGACCGCAACGCUAUCCAGAGACGGCAAAACAAUGGAUCUCUCCAUUCUCAACGCACCAGAUUCGGCUACGUUUACCACGGCAAAUGCAACUCGUCUGAACACAGACGUGACACCGCCAGCACCUGACCAGCCGAAUCCUGACAUUACGGUCUUGAUUAUAAGCCUCCCAGCAGGAACCUAUAACCUCCAGGUUCUCUUUAACCCUCAGUGGAAUGACGGGACCAAUUUUGUGACACCUCCCUCUGUUCUGUUGGACAACUGGGACUUGGCCAGCCACAACUGA